This is a messenger RNA of Drosophila kikkawai, 854 nucleotides long. RefSeq names its product vesicle transport protein SFT2C. Gene Ontology annotation, cellular component: membrane. The record is from RefSeq and is a predicted model, not a curated record. Gene Ontology annotation, biological process: vesicle-mediated transport. Lineage: Eukaryota; Metazoa; Arthropoda; Insecta; Diptera; Drosophilidae.
UCCAACUUGGCCGUUCUGGUAACACUGUUGUUUUGUUUUGCUUUUGGGAUCAUAAAUAAUAUUUGCAUUAAUUCAGUGAAAUUCAGUGAAAAGAUGAGUAGUUUAAAGUCUGACUUAGACGAAUACCUGCUGCUGCAGAGCGACCAGAAGAAGAGCUUUAAUGUCAAGCUGCCACAACUGAAAGUGCCCAGUUUGGGAUUCUUUUCCAAGGGCGCAGAACCGGAGGUUCAAAAUAGCUGGCUGAAGGACACCCAGGAUUCCUGUUGCCCCAAAUUGUCUCGCCUGCAGCGAAUCGUGGGCUUUGUGGCCUGCCUGGGCAUGGGCGGGCUGUGCAUGACCCUUUCCACAUUCUACAUUCCCGUUCUGAUCCUGAAAGCAAGAAAGUUCGCCCUGCUGUACACCCUGGGCAGCUUGUUCUUCAUCCUCAGCUUCUGCUUCCUCUCCGGCUUUGGCGCCUUUCUCCGACAGAUGUUCUCCAAGCAGCGUCUAUUGACCUCGCUCUCCUACAGCUUCUGUUUGCUGCUGACGCUGUACUGCGCUUUGGUGGCCAAGAGCACGGCCUUCACGGUCCUAUUUGCAGUGGCCCAGAUAAUAGCUCUGCUCUUUAUGAUCCUGGGCAUGGUGCCCGGCGGGGCAACGGGUCUCAAGUUCUUUGGUCAGCUCUUCAAGACGAGUGUUUCGGCCUCGACAAGUGCUUUGCCCGUCUGAAAAGGAAAUAAAAAACAUAAAACAAAGCAUCAUUCACCACCGCAGGCAGCAGCCCUAGCAGCAGCAACGAAUUGUAACUUAUUUAAAAACUCAUUGAUCAAUCCAAAAUAAAACUUAUUUGUGAUAAUAACGCCUCUCAAAAAAUU